Messenger RNA from Ostrea edulis (European flat oyster), 4243 nucleotides. Its product is annotated as amidase-like. Lineage: Eukaryota; Metazoa; Mollusca; Bivalvia; Ostreida; Ostreidae. The transcript is spliced from 12 exons. Gene Ontology annotation, molecular function: catalytic activity. The record is from RefSeq and is a predicted model, not a curated record. Bases 321 to 1859 code for a protein of 512 amino acids.
CGCGUGUGACCACCAUUUGCAUUCACGCAUGCUUGACAACGGCGCCUCAUUGAUGUCAUUAAAGUGUUCAGAAAUGCUUGAGGGAUGUUGUUCCAGAUGUUGGAUAAAACCUGGCCUAAAUUAGCCAAUGUCACUGGCUGAUUUGGUAAACGGCGUAGACUGCUUGAACAACGCUCCAGACAUCGAUCAGCGCACGCUUUACCCGUGAAACAGCAAAGAGUUGGAUCUGAACGUUUGCCGAGGAUACGUCUAGUUUUACUACAUGCCCCAGUCGACUCGCUGUUUGUUAGCAGUGGAAGGUGUUUUCGAUCGAUAAAAAAAUGUCGGACACAAGGAAAGUCGAACUUCAGAAGAGUCCUGCUAUAGUUCGGAUAUCAGAAGAAGACAUCAAGUCAAUAGCUGGAGAUCUGAGACUAAAACUGACACCGGAGGAAAGCAGCGCUCUAUACGAUCACCUUGGAGACACCUGUAAGGCCUACCAGCGAGUGUACGAGUUGCAUGCGCCGACACCGACUGUCACCUACCCACGAACCCCAGGAUACAGAGAAACCGAGGACGAUUCAUGGUAUUAUCGUUGUGACAUCAAGGGUGCCGAAAAGGGACUAUUGGCGGGGAAAACAGUAGCGAUCAAAGACAAUGUUUGUGUGGCAGGGGUCCCGAUGAUGAACGGCAGUAAAGUACUAGAAGGAUAUGUACCAGAUCGAGAUGCCACAAUCAUUACAAGGAUACUUGAUGCAGGAGGAAGAAUUCUAGGUAAAUCCGUGUGUGAAGACCUUUGUUUCUCCGGCAACAGCGCGACGUCAUCAUCUGGACCCGUUAAGAAUCCGUACGAUCCCACUAGGAGUACCGGCGGAUCUAGCUCAGGAUCUGGAUCUCUGGUUGCUAGAAAAGUCGUUGACGUAGCUAUUGGUGGGGACCAGGGCGGAUCCAUCCGUAUUCCAUCAAGCUGGUGCGGACUCGUGGGUUUGAAGCCAACAUACGGUCUGGUGCCUUAUACCGGUAUAAUGCCGAUAGAAAUCACUAUUGAUCACACGGGACCGAUGGCCAGAACUGUGGAGGAUUGUGCCACUUUGCUGGAGGCGAUUGCUGGAUACGAUGACGGAAAUGACCCUAGACAGUUUCCGGCGAUGUCCGUUCCUUCCUAUUCCAAACUGUUCAACGAUGGAAUUAAAGGAAAAAAGGUAGCCAUUAUUUCUGAAGGUUUUGAGGGGGUAGAUGAAGACGUAGCGACGCUGGUAAGGGAUGCCGCUUUAAAACUUAAAGAAGCAGGGGCAGAAGUAUCGGAAGUCUCUCUACCCAUCCACAACGAUGGUACUGCAAUAUGGACUCCGGUUACGUUUGAGGGGACAUACCAAACAAUGGUGAAAGGAAACGGUCACGGAUACGGCUGGAAAGGAACCUAUGAUCUACCACUGCAAGAGGCGUUAACCGGUGCAUACAAAAAUCGCCCUUAUGAUGUCCCCUUUGCAGCCCAAAUUGUCAUGAUCUUCUCGGAGUACAUACAGAGGAACUAUCAGAACAAAUUCUACGCCAAGGCUCAAAACCUGGUCCAAGUCUUGAGAAGAGAGUAUGACAGAAUUCUUAGAGAUUAUGACGUUAUGGUGAUGCCCACACUUCCGGGAAAACCGUUUAAACUUCCCACAACAGAACAUUCUAUUGGAGAAACACUUAAACUUCUUUUUGGAAUGUUAAAAAACACGACCCCAUUCAACGUCACUGGUCACCCGGCCUUGACCAUCAACGCAGGGUUCAGCGAGGGGCUGCCAUGUGGGAUGAUGAUCGUAGGGAAAAUGUUCGAUGACGUUACGGUUCUUCAAGUCGCCCGGGCCUACGAGAAAAUUCGGGACGGGCAAAAAUAAACAGUCUGACUGUCGUUAUUACAACUAGAAUAUUUUAUGAUAUCAAAUGUAUGUAGUGAACUGCAAAAUGAUUUACAGUAAGCCACUUAAUAUAUAGAUUUGUAUUUCAUUAUCAAAACACUUUCACAUCUAGAUCUUUUUUAAAAACAUCUUUAAUUUGAAGUCGUUUUAAAUGAGCUCUCUACAUCCCCCACUGGAGAGAUUCCUUAUUGUGUGUGUAUUAUCUCUCUCUCUCUCUCUCUCUCUCUCUCUCUAUAUAUAUAUAUAUAUAUAUAUAAAUAUAUAUAUAUAAGAUAAUUACAAUGUAUUUAGAAGUAAAAAUCAGACAUUGUAGUUUGUAGUUCAUAUAAGUAUGGAAGUAAAAAUCAGACAUUGUAGUUCAUAUAAGUAUGGAAGUAAAAAUCAGACAUUGCAGUAAUCAGACAUUGUAGUUUAUAUAAGUUUGGAAGUAAAAAUUAGACAUUGUAGUUUAUAUAACUUUGGAAGUAAAAAUCAGACAUUGUACAUAGUUUAUAUAAGUUUGGAAGUAAAAAUCAGUCAAUGGAGUUUUGAAGCCUUAAUUGAAUAAAAGUGGUAAGUACAUGUAUUAUUAUUUAUGCUCUCCAUUUUUAUAAGAAUAUAAAAUACUAUUCGAAGAAACCGAUUUUCUCAUGUCCCGCAGCUUUGUUAUUUUUCUUGGCAAUUAACAAUAGAAUACAUAUUGUUGGUUGAAAAUGUCAUUUAUUAAUGACGAUUGAAGAAGUUGACAACUUAUUUACAACCCCUAUAAUAGGGAGAUCCCCGAGUAUCAAAAUUACAACUCAGACAACCUAAACAAGAAUGACAUUGGGAUCUCCCUAAUUUUUAUAAAUCUUGAUAAAUAUAAACAUAAUAAAAUAGAAAAAUAAGGUGGCACCUUAACAUUUUUGCCAUAAAAUCCAAUGACAAUUGGAUUUCCGCCACCCUAUUAUUAAUUACAUGUGGGUUUUGUGUGAUUUCUUUGCUUUCUCUUUGGUUGUUUGUUUGUGUGUUUUUUGUUUUUGUUUUUGUUUUUUUUUUAGAAAGUGGAAGUUGUAUACUGAAUAAUGUAUUAAUGUGACGUCUCCAUGUAAGUGGAAUAGUUUAGAAAUUUUAUCAAGCUAUCCUUCCAAAUUAAGAUCUUCAAAGUAAUGAAUAUAUCCCUACACGAAUGAAAGAUAGGUUAAAUUCAUGUUUCUCCCAUUUCAACACAUGACAAAUGUAUUUCUUUUUAAAAACAUUUAUAACGUAAAAGAUUCGAUAUAUCUCGGACCAGGGAUCCGGGUUAGGAUAGGUCCGCAGAAUCCCUUGCUUGUCGUAGGCGACUAAAUGGGGUGGUCCUUCGGAUUAGACCAUGAAAACCGAGGCCCUCUGUCACAGCAAGUGUGGCACGAUAAAAAUACCUCCCUGCUCAAAGGCCGUAAGCGCCUAUAGCAUAGGUCUAGAUUUUGCAGCCCUUCACCAGCAAUGGUGACGUCUCCAUAUGAGAGAAAGGUUUUCUUGCGGGACGUUAAAGAAUAUACAACCAACCAAUAUCAAUUUGACUUGAGGUAGCUUGUAUUACGCGGAUCUGAUUCUUGGCACGUGAGUAAGUUAUACUGAACAAUAUAUGAAUAUAAAUUGUACAAAGGACCAUCACCUGAUUAAUUACAUUAUUCAGUGGUAAAAAAGUUCGAAUAAUCGAAUAUUCUUCGACUAAAGCUAUCAAAUAAUCGACUAAGAAUAUACACGUAUACAGGCGCGGAUCCAGAAAUUUUUUCCGGGGGUGGGUGGGGGUCGAACCUUUUCACAAAAUCGAACCCGUGAUAUAAUGUUCAACCCUUUAUUUUCCAACUCUCGAAGGAAACGCUCUAUAUAACCACUGCACCACGCGGGCGACCUUUUUGUCGUGUAUUGAUGUUUUCUGGUAGGAAGUGUUAUUUAACUAAAGAGACUUGACUGAGAUAAUCUUCGUUUUCCUUGCCUGAUAAAUGAUUGUACAAUUUCCUUUUGGUCAAUUUCUAAUGAAUGGUGAAGAUGCAUUAGUGUAAGCCCAGUCAAUAUGUCCUCUUGCAUAGUACUGCGCAUGUAACUCUUGAUGCGUCUUAAUCCAGAAAAGGAUCUUUCGGCCUCACAUGUUGCGAUAGGUAAAACACAUCCAAUGUGAAGAAGAAUUUUCACGUUCGGGAAAACGUUCCCAUCUACAAUGUUGAAAAGAUUGAGCAGAUUGCAGAGCUUAUCUGAAGUUUCUUUGCUCAUGUUAACACAAUAACGUCUCCAAUCUCUGAGUUCUUUCUCCAAGUCCUUUACAGAAAGACAAUUUUACCAAGAUCAGAAAAAUCCGAAUCGUCAAAAGAUGUUUUAUCUUUAUCAUUUUCUGUUGUCUUAAUAAAUGCAUUGUCAUCAGA